This is a messenger RNA of Austrofundulus limnaeus, 3107 nucleotides long. It is a transcript of the gene igsf11, whose product is annotated as immunoglobulin superfamily member 11. Gene Ontology annotation, cellular component: cell-cell junction. The transcript is spliced from 8 exons. NCBI's taxonomy places the organism in Eukaryota, Metazoa, Chordata, Actinopteri, Cyprinodontiformes, Rivulidae. The record is from RefSeq and is a predicted model, not a curated record. Bases 532 to 1974 code for a protein of 480 amino acids.
AAGCGGAAGUGGCGGUGCCUGACGCUGCUGCCGGACUGGGCUCUGAGCUGGGCUCAGCGGGAGCGGAGCAGAAACCAUGGAGCGCAACAAGACGCGCCGGAGAGUACCAGGGAGCGGACGGGAGGAGCAGCAGCCCCAGGGCGGCUCGUAGGUCUCUCUCUGCCGGCGGACAGGAGCAGCGCAGCCAGGUGGACGCUGAGUUUGACGCAAGGCGUGCGUAAAAAUAAUAUAAAACAUAAAUAAAACUGUCUGGAGAGGAACGAAAAGACUGUUGGAGUCACCGGCCGCUACCAAGGAGUACAGGAGGAGUUAUUAUUCUUAUUAAUUAAUAAAAAUGUUUUAAAUGAACUUCCCUUCCGGUUUCUCAUCGUUUGGGAAAUUUAAAGUCGCACCCGCGCGCUGCGUAAAUCAUCCGCGUUCUCCUGUUUCCCCCACGAGGAGCGGCUACUUUUCUUCUAAGGAAUCUGAGAGAGGAGUGGAGCUCCACAAACACAGAGAAAUAAGGUCCAAGCCCCCGAGCUUUUAGGAACCAUGGUGAAGUUUCAGAACUCGGACCUCUGGAUAGCCUGGAUGGUUAUUUUCUGCAUGGAGGGUUCAAGAUUUGAUCUGCACAUAGGAAAAGUGUGUGUGCGGGCGCUGGAUGUGACCGUGUCCCAGAGCAGCAUCCAGGUGGCCCGUGGCCAAGCAGCCAUCCUGCCCUGUUCCUUCACCACCAGCGCUGCCCUCAACAACCUCAACAUCAUCUGGAUGGUGAUUCCAUUGUCCAACGCUAACCAGCCAGAACAGGUGAUAAUUUACCAGAACGGCCAGGUGUUCCACCUCGCCAACCACCUCAAUGGCCGUGUGGGCUUCGUGGCCACCAUGCCAAGCACAAGUGCCUCCAUCUUCAUCAACAACACCCAGCUGUCUGACACUGGGACCUACCAGUGCCUGGUCAACAACUUUCCAGACAGAGGGGGACGAAACAUCGGCGUCAUUGGGCUCACAGUGUUAGUGCCCCCCUCGGUGCCAGCGUGCCGAAUCCAGGGAGCGCUGGAUGUUGGCAGUGACAUCAUGCUGUUCUGCAGCUCAGAGGAAGGUAUUCCCACGCCGUCCUAUUCCUGGGAGAAGCUUGAUGCGCUGCCCAGACUGCCGCCUAACGCCAUGCAAGACCAGAUGCAGGGGACUGUCGCCCUGAGAAAUAUCAGCACCAGCACCUCAGGACUCUACCAGUGCACCUCCAGCAACGCCAUUGGCAAGAGCACGUGUGUGCUCAACGUGCAGGUUGUAGCACCCCAGCCACAGAGUGUUGGUCUAAUAGCAGGAACAAUCGCUACAGGAAUCCUCGCCGUCAUUAUCUGCUCACUGUUAGUGGUGGUCACUCUCUUCUACUGGAAGAACAAGAACAAAUAUGAGGAGGAGGAGAUCCCCAAUGAAAUCAGAGAAGAUGAUUUGCCUCCAAAGCGAUCUUCGUCAGUGAAGGCUUUCCACGCGGACGCCUCCUCCUCAGAGAACGACACGCUGACAUCUACGAACACAUACAACAGYCGCUACUGGCACAACCCCAAAACCAACUACGACACCAACUCCUACACUCGCUACAACGGAGACACUCGUCAGACCUUCACAGCCGCCGCCACACACGGAGCSCACGGACACACCCAGAACCCGGCRCAGGGACACAGCCCCGCCAUCACGGCCCCAGGCUCCACCCCGCUGUCCCGCCACGCGCCGCCCACAACGGCGACAGCGACGUCGUUUGCCAACGGCAGCCACACGCUGCCCCCACCCAAGACUCUGGUGGUCACGACGAACUCGGCCCCGUCCCCUCCUGCCAUGGUGCGCAGCAACGGCGCCGUGGGCCUCAAGCCCGUGGUGACGUCGGCGCUCGGGCACCACACGCACUCCUACGCCGUCAGCCAAGCGACUCUGGAGCGGAUGGGGGCGGUGCCGGUCAUGGUGCCUGCCCAGAGCAGAGCAGGCUCGCUUGUUUGAAACCUGGAUUGAAGAAGAGUUCGUGUUUGAGAACAAGACUAAUAAAAACCUGGCUGAAUUUGGGCUGAAGCAGCCCAGCUACCCUUUACAGCUGUGUCUUUAUGUGUGUCGACAUUUUUAAUAAGGAAAGAAAGAAACUGGUAUUCUAAAGUGCAGAGUUCAUUUAAUGCCAAUUCUUCAAUGGACUGGAUGAUUUUUUUUUUUUUUUUUUUUGAGAUGAACAUAUGCUUACAUGAAUUCCCGUCGUUUGAAGGAUUUCUUCUGGGGGGUGACAUGGGAAGUGGUUUCCCCACAUGGAUCACAAAGCUGGAGUAAGAAAUAACCUAAGAGAACCUGAAAUCUCAGAUUUUUAUUCAGGGCUGAAUCUUUGUGAUGAUGUUGCAUUUUUGUUCAGUUUUUUUUUUUUUUUUGGACUCAAAGCAGGAACAGUCACCUUCCUCAGUGAACAUCUGCAUGGUCUGACAGACGUAAGCUAGGACUCCCACAUUAAUGCAUGUGUCCUUUGAUUUGGGGGGGGGGGGUGUUAUUUCUCACAAGUUCAUUUCACUCCUGAAUUUUCAAUGACAGCAAUAGUUACGAUGACAGAGAAGUGAAUGUUCAAAGAUAUGCUUAGAGUAACCAAAAUCGUUUAAAGUUUAAUAAUGACGUGACGGUGGUGGAAAUGGCCUUACGAGUUCAGAGCUGAAAGAAAGUUUUUAAGUUGUUUUUAUGGUUGCAGUAGAUUUUCUUUAUGAACUUCAGCGAAUGCAAAUUACAUCAUGUCCAAGCACUUUUAAAACAAAUUUUAAUUAAAACAUUUGUCUUGUGAUUACCUGUUUUAUACUAAUAAUAUAUGUUACAUUUGUGUUACUAUUUAAAAUGACAGUUCAGAUCUUCUCAAGUGGGUUUGUGUAAUGCAGGGUUAUGAACAAAAAAAACAUUUUAUAUUGUUUUUCCAGCAGAAAAUGACAAUAAUUAGGGUAAAUUUUAGUACAUUUUUUACAAUCUGUGUUACAAAGCGCUUUACACGAAAUAAAUGCAGUACACAAGUAAUAACAUAAUUAAACAAGUGAUUUAAAAGCCUGAUAGAAACAAUGAAAUAAUGCAAACAAACAUCACCAAAACUUACAUAAACUGCAUAGUGGUAGUAUAUA